AUGUCGUUGGUUGUUGCGCACCGAGUACGGGUGCAGAUGCAGUCCGAUCGAAAGAACAAACUCGCCAUCAUCUACCGCAACUGCGGUGACCAUGAGCAACCGAAUGUUAUAAAAAAGCAUAACGUAUCGGCAGAACUGGCGGAGAUUCUUUGCCCAGCAUGCGGGCUCUACUACACGCAGCAUAAGACACAUCGACCUCCUCAAGUUGUUCAACAUAAUCGUGUUUCACUGAGAUUGAACCAGGACCGUCAAAUUGGAAACCCAUUCGAACGCGAAAUCUGUCCUGUAUUAUGGGGAGCGACUUUGUGA
Messenger RNA from Aspergillus puulaauensis, 309 nucleotides. RefSeq lists its product as uncharacterized. The coding region runs from base 1 to 309 and encodes 102 amino acids. NCBI's taxonomy places the organism in Eukaryota, Fungi, Ascomycota, Eurotiomycetes, Eurotiales, Aspergillaceae. Gene Ontology annotation, molecular function: zinc ion binding; sequence-specific DNA binding. The transcript has a single exon. Gene Ontology annotation, biological process: regulation of DNA-templated transcription. The record is from RefSeq and is a predicted model, not a curated record.